UUUACGGCACGGUCUGGAACGGCCGCCACACCUUUGACGUCAGGUCUGCAGGAGCCGGCAUGCGAGAUAAGGUGCGUAAGCAACCUUUGGCAUUCCAAAACUAAGUUCUUCCUCUCCAGCGAUCCCCCCAUACCGGGGUGAUCCAAAACUGACAUGAAGGGGGCGGCGUUCGAUCUUCGGGACGGUUACGAUGUUUCCCCGCUCACCCAAGUUUGUAAUCACUUGCAGGGCCAGGUCGAUAUUUGAGAUUAUCUUUCUCGGGAUGGAAUAUAUAAGAUCUGGGCGCCAUGGCUGCUUAGAUUGAAUUGAACGACAUUGGUCAACACAUAUCAUCCCAAUCAAACCAAAAAUUUCAGCUGUCCUAGACUCUAAACAGUUCAACAUGGUUGCCAUAGACGACAAGACCACGGCCACCUUCAUCCCCCUCUCCGGCGUUGCCGAAGACGGCUGGUCCACGGAAGACGAGGCCACGGCGACCUGCCUCUGCGGUACGGUCCAACUCGUUUUUCCCACCCAAGGACCCGGCCUCGUCGACCGCUUCCUCUGCCACUGCGCAGACUGCCGCAAGAUCUCGUCCUCCAUGUUCUGCUCCAACUUCACCGUCGCCGACAGCCACCUGCGGCACGUGCGCGGCAAGGAGGACAUCAAAGUCUUCAGCCAGUCGCGCACCAUCGCCACGGGCAACGACAUGGCCAACCACUUCUGCGGCAACUGCGGCACGCUUCUGUACCGCGUCAGCUCGGGGCUGCCGGGGAUGAGCAUCCUGCGCAUCGGCACCGUCGACGACUUCCGGCUCGCCGAGACCAAGUUGAAGCCGCAGGUGGAACAGUUCGUCGGCACGCGCGCGGCUUGGCUGACGCCGCUGGAUGGGGUGAUGCAGAUGGAAAGGAUGCAUACUCAGGAGGAUAUUGAUAGCCUUCACAAAUAAAGAUUGGUGAUAA
This is a messenger RNA of Colletotrichum destructivum, 941 nucleotides long. RefSeq names its product Putative CENP-V/GFA domain, Mss4-like superfamily protein. The transcript is spliced from 2 exons. The record is from RefSeq and is a predicted model, not a curated record. The coding region runs from base 383 to 928 and encodes 181 amino acids. Lineage: Eukaryota; Fungi; Ascomycota; Sordariomycetes; Glomerellales; Glomerellaceae. Gene Ontology annotation, molecular function: carbon-sulfur lyase activity.